Hyposmocoma kahamanoa is the source of this 2193-nucleotide messenger RNA. RefSeq names its product hemocytin-like. Lineage: Eukaryota; Metazoa; Arthropoda; Insecta; Lepidoptera; Cosmopterigidae. The record is from RefSeq and is a predicted model, not a curated record. The annotation marks the transcript as partial. The transcript has 8 exons. Gene Ontology annotation, cellular component: extracellular matrix.
CCGAGCGAGAACUGGACGUCAGCAGACAACCCAUGCGAAUCCUAUCAGUGCGUGUCCGUUGAAAAAGACAAGCUAGAGAGAGUCACCACCGUGCAAACCUGCAACAGCGAUUGCGAUUUGGGCUGGCAGUACUCCCCGGCGGAACCGAAUAGCGGCAAGUGCUGCGGCAAAUGCCGCCCAGUGGCAUGUGUAUGCGAAGGCAUCGAACACCCCGUCGGAACGCGAUGGCACUCGGCUGAUUUCUGCACUCACUACUCCUGCGUCGACGUCAACGGCACUCUCCAAGUGCAAAGCUCCAAUGAUACCUGUCCGGAAGUGUCAAAUGCGAUGAGGGAGCAGUUCAAGUUAAAGGAGGAACCCGUGCCUGGCAAAUGCUGCAAGUCGGUCGAGGUGGUGGCUUGUCGUGUCGGUGACAAAGUCUACCAGGAGGGUCAAACGUGGCCGACGAGCGACCCGUGCAAGAACAUGACGUGCGCCCGCGACGCGGACAAUGUCCUCACCCAUAAGGAAUCGGUGGAGAAGUGUUCGCACGAGUGCCCUCGCGGCUGGAAGGCGCAACCACCUGAGCCCGGCCGCUGUUGCGGCGAUUGCAAGAAGUACGCGUGCAUUGUGGGCGACGAACUCAAGCAAAUCGGCGACACUUGGCAAUCUCCGGACACGUGCACGACGUACGCGUGCGAGCGCUACGGCGACGACGUGUCCACGACGACAUCUCGACCCAUUUGCCCUGACGUGUCUGACUGCGACAUCAAGAAUCUCGUCAAUGAGACUUGUUGUCAAGUGUGCAAGAGGAACAGCAGCUCGCUAACGGUAUUGCCGUCGUGCACGCCGCAGCCGCUGCCCGACGUGGACUCGGUUGGCCUGGUGCGGGUGUCGAUGGGGUCACGCGGGCUGUGCGUCAAUCGGCAGCCGCUGCCGCUCUUGAAGGAGUGCGUGGGCACCUGCGAUUCGGGCACUCGUUACAACAACAAGACGGGUAGCCACGACUCGAACUGCAAGUGCUGCCAAGUUUCCCGCUACGAGCCGAUCACGGUGACGCUGAUCUGCCAGGACGGCACUUCGCUGGCGCACAACGUGGCGUCGCCCGUCGCCUGCGCAUGCCAGAGCUGCGGAGAGACGCAGUGGGCGGGGCAAGAAACCGACGAGGUACCUGACAUAUACCAGCGGAUCAGGCCCAGACGAUAAUCGAAUAUCGCACAUUCUACAGACUCAAGAAGGAAACAAAUUUUGCCAUAACCUGAAAAACUUUACACGACACUCAAGACAUCAUGGCUCACGAAUGAGACCGCAUUUACUUUCUAAGAGAACUAAUUAAUUUUAUAAAUAUUUUUCUUCAAAUUUUUAUUAUUAUUUACUAUUUACUUAUUUAAAUAUAUAAUAUUCCAUUGGAUAAUAUAAAUUUAGAUCUGGUGGCCGUAGAAUCGUUCAAGUCUUUUAUUUUUGAUAUGUUUAAAUGUGAUUUGUGCCGCUACUUCUUGAGACUCAAGUAAAGUUUUUCGGAUGACGACGAAAUUUUCAGAUGCCUUAAAAGUAGAAUCUGAACGUAACACGCAAGCAAGCAAGCACUAUUCAUUGAUAAACACGUGAGAUUUAUUGGCCAACAUGUUCGACGUAAAUGGAUGUUAGCCGACAUCUGAUAUUUUUGUCCGAACAUGUUCUCCAUUGAGAAUGGCGCUUUGUAGAUAAAGUUAAGAGCACAUUACACUUGACACUUACCGUUCUUCUCGUAAGUAGCAUAGAGAUGAUUUUAGAAUUUCCUACCCAGUGUUGCAGUUUAAGGCACUAGUUUUCAACUAAUAAAAUAUUUUCUAAUAAAAUAGUUUUAAAUUAGUACAUUAUCUGUUAAACUUUUGACAGUGUUGUUACCUGCUUUUUGUUUUGAAAUUUUUGAGUUUCUGUCUUGUGACGCCGGGUCACAUUUUAGUUGGAGAAUACAAAACGUACCUGCGUUUUGCAUUCUCCUUGUCAACUUCACUACUAAAUUUGAAUAAUUUCUUUAAAAAAAAAACAAAUCGACCCCUCCUAAGCAAAGUAUCGUAUGUCGAAAUUGCCAAGUUUACAGGGAAGCGUUUUAAAGUUAUGAAUCCACUGAAAGGAACAUAACAGGUGACUUCAGCAUUUUUCAGUUUUAUUCGGCAAACGGUUACUCACACAGAGUAUUGUAAAAUCCUACAUAUCGGUUAGAUGAUCUAU